AUGGCCGCUGGAGGGUUAGACUAUUCCAUUAGGAAAAAGUUAGAUACCCAGUAUCUAAGAGAUAUGGCCCAAUUAGCAGACAGGGUUCGACAGGUCGAACGUUUAAAAGCUGAAAAGGCCAAAGCGAAUAAGAAUUAUAAGAAAGAAAGGGUUGCUUAUGUCGAAGUCGAAGAUGAGGAGUCUGAAAUCUCUAAUGACCCUUAUGGUCUCGAGGAAUUCGAAGUAGAUUUGGCUGAAUUAAAAGAAGCACCACCUUAUGCUUGUAAAUUACUUACACCUUCGAAUGGCAGGAACCCUGUCAAAACUGAAAAGAAUGAUAGAUUUCCAAAAAAGACUUACACAUUUGAUGUUACCAAAUGUGAUGAAAUCUUCGAUUUAUUAGUAAAAGAUGGCCAAAUGAUAGUGCCUCCUAAUAGAAAAAUUCCUCCGUUAGAACAAUGGAAGAAAAGAGGUUUUUAUAAAUAUCACAAUUUUUUAGGCCAUAAAACCUCACGAUGCUUUCGUUUCAGGGAUCUUAUUCAGAAUGCAAUUAAGGAUGGCCGCCUCAAGUUCGGUGACAGGGGGAGAAACCAGAUGAAGGUUGACGCUGACCCCCUCAACAUUGCUGACAAAAAUUAUGUUGAACCUGUCGAAAUCAACAUGAUUGACAUGGUGGAAGUGGAGGUUGUGAAGGAAACACGAACUGAAGGCUAUGUGCUAGUUGGAAAGCAGGCUACUGAUGGCCUAAAUAAUGGUGUUCCCUUUGGAAUUUAUGUCGAAGGUGAAUAG
Lathyrus oleraceus (garden pea) is the source of this 768-nucleotide messenger RNA. RefSeq lists its product as uncharacterized. Lineage: Eukaryota; Viridiplantae; Streptophyta; Magnoliopsida; Fabales; Fabaceae. The transcript has a single exon. The coding region runs from base 1 to 768 and encodes 255 amino acids. The record is from RefSeq and is a predicted model, not a curated record.